Messenger RNA from Mytilus trossulus (common blue mussel), 1484 nucleotides. RefSeq lists its product as uncharacterized. Gene Ontology annotation, cellular component: membrane. Gene Ontology annotation, molecular function: sulfotransferase activity. Gene Ontology annotation, biological process: carbohydrate biosynthetic process. The record is from RefSeq and is a predicted model, not a curated record. Bases 269 to 1213 code for a protein of 314 amino acids. The transcript has 2 exons. NCBI's taxonomy places the organism in Eukaryota, Metazoa, Mollusca, Bivalvia, Mytilida, Mytilidae.
CUCAUUACCAUGGAGAUUAUUUGGCUCCGCCCCCUAAGUCAUGGUCUAUUGACUUUGAUUGGUUUGCUUACAUUACAUGUAUUAGUUUGUGAUUAGGUCAAUUUAUGGGGAUCCAUUUGUGGGAAUCAUUGAAAAACUGGCAACUACUUAUCAACAUCUGACUCCAAUAAAAGUUGGCAGCGGUAAAACAAUUCCAUGGGAUCUGUUUAGAUCAGGGACAGACUUUGGAUAUUGGUACUACAGUAAACAAAAAAAAAGGAUAACAGUAAUGGGUUGGAGAAUUGGAAAGGUGUUGAUACUAGCAAUGACAAUAUCAGGGAUCUAUCUGGUGCUUGAGAAGUUUCCCAAAGAGCGCUAUAACCGAACAUUGUUACUAUGGUCACAGGGUCAAUCAAUCAUGCGAACAACAAAGGAGUUAUUCAAUCGAAAUUUCUUAUCACAGACGCGGCAUCUGUCAGAUAUUCGCUCAAAAAAUCAAACACUACAAGAUGAAAUAACACUAUCAGACAAUACUUGUAUUGAGAUUAAGACGAACAGACAUAUUGCAAGACAAUUCAAACAAAACGGAAAGUAUGCAAUUGUUGUUCCAAAAUACCAAUUGAUUUUUUUUUGGAGCGAAAAAUCAGCGUGUACUUAUUGGAAAAGGAUAUUACAAUUCAUUCAAGGUAUAAACAGAACAAUAUUGCAUGAUCCUAGAAGUGGAUUAAAGACUCUAGACAUGUUUAGUAAUUGUAAAAUAAUGGAGAUAAUGAGUAACGAGCAAUGGGUGAAAGCUGCUUUUGUGAGAGAGCCUAGAGAACGAAUAUUAUCGUCAUAUUUAGAUAAAGGCCAACACAGACAUGUGAUGAAUGAAGUGUGUCAAAUUAAUCGUACAUUGUCAUUUAAUGAGUUUCUAGAAAUUAUUAAGCAGUGUAAUGACGGACACUGGAGCAAGCAGUUAAGAGCUCCGGAAUAUUUUUAUAAACAAAUGAUGGUUGGAAAAUUCUCCCACAUAUCUUCUUUCACAGAAAAACUUUUAAAAAGGAUUGGAGCAUGGAAUGAAAAAGUUGCGAAUUGGAUCACGUCAAGUAAACAUAUAUACCAACCACAUGCUACAAACUCAAAAAAUAAACUCUUAGCAUAUUACAAUAAUACAAAGAGUCAGGAUUUGAUAUUUAAUUUAUUUUCUGAUGAUUACAGAGUUUUUGGUUAUGACAGAACUUAUCUUAAGUAACUAUGAUCACAUACAGCCUCAACAACGUCUAUCAUUUGUAAUACUUAUAUUAAGUGACUAGUUGAUUUAUAAAGAAAAACAAGUUUAAGUCAAUUGUGUAUAUUAAAGGAAACGUACACAGCUUCAGUGACUAAAACAUGCAUAGGUUGACAUUAUGUUAUGCCCGCAUGUCACAAAUUUCCGUUUUAUUCGAAGAUUCAACUAACUAAUUUAUUAUUGUAAAUUUAUAUUAAGAAUCACAUUUUUUGACGUAUAAAGUUUGCCAAAAUCA